Messenger RNA from Schistosoma spindalis, 1854 nucleotides. Lineage: Eukaryota; Metazoa; Platyhelminthes; Trematoda; Strigeidida; Schistosomatidae. The record is from the annotation of a GenBank genome assembly.
AUGAAAUUGCCUCCAACGAUUAUGAAGCUGAUACUAAGAGAGGUUCACUUUCGUUUCCAUAUUUGUUGGGGUUGGUUUACAUUUUGUUAUUUAAGACAACAUUCUAAGAUGAACAAUUAUACUGGACAAUAUGGAUACAUGUUUCCGAUGCAACCAAAUUAUGCUUGGGGUUCAAACCAAGUGCAUACACCUGUUCAAGAGCCACAAUAUACCUAUGGUUAUGAAUCGACUAACCAGCAUCCCCCUCCGUACACUGACUAUAUGGGACCUCAGGUACAAGAUUAUGAAUCGCCUGUUAAUGAUUUUAAUGGUCAGUAUGGAUAUUCUACUAAUUCUACACCUACCCAACCUGGUUAUAGUGGUCAAUGGGGUGGGAAUCAAUUCCAAACUCCAUCACAUGAUUCAAGUUAUUGGUAUCAUUCUCGUGAGCCACCAAUCAAUAGUCAACCACGAUAUCAACCUCCUCCGUCUACGCCUAUACUUGAACAAAAUCGAAAACCUAAACUACGAAUAUAUUGUAAAUACUGUGAUGUAGCAUUCACGGAUGAGCACACUUAUUCCAUACAUUUGGAUACUGAAAGGCACAUCCGUAAUUUUAAACGUAGCUUUAAUACAACUGAAGAUAGAAGGGGUAAGGGAAAGUCUAGAAGUGACUACCGCAGAAAUAAUAACAGAAACAGAAAACCUAAUUUCUACUGUGAAGAUUGUAAACGAUCAUUUCAAAGAAAAGAACAAUAUCUUGAUCAUAUCACAGCAGAGGGACAUAUGAAAAAGUCUGAUCGUAACAAAAAUGAGUCAGACGAAGGAGAAGCUAAAAAGGCUCCAAGACGUACAGAUUAUUGUGACGUAUGCGAACAAACAUUUCAAAAUGGUCGCCACUUUUAUGCUCAUCUAAAGUGGAAAAAGCAUAAACGUCUUUGUAGAGUUGCUCGGCUUUUAAGAGGACAACUGAAAAAGACACCGGAAGAAGUUGCUAAUGAUCCAUUGGGUUCAUUCACAUUAUAUAUGAAUAAAGACUGCUCUGUUCCAUAUGGGAACUAUGGAGACUGUAAGGAAGUCGAAUUGGAUGCUGGAAAUGCAUUUUUGCAAAAAUUCCUCGACUUGAAACAUUUAAUCUCUCAAGAACCAAAUCCAGUUGGCGAGGAAUUUAUUCAGGAGCAAGUAUACAAUACACGAGAUUUGGAAUAUAGCUGUUCACUCUGUAAAGCGGAUUUAAUUGGAGCUGAUGAUAUAGAAAAUCAUCUACGUACUCAUACACAUCAAAAGAAAUAUAAGGAGAAAUUUAAUUUGGAGGAAUUUGCAUUUGAAGAAGAAAUGAGAUUGUCUGCAUCCGAUUCGGUUUUUGCUGUAUGGAAAACAUGUCAGUCCAGAGCUAGUAAAGAAUUGGCAAGAAUUAUCGGGGAAAAAGGUUUUCAUUUAUGUGUUUGUGGUUUCCGUAUUACUUGCUAUGAUGAUAUGCGAAAACACUUUCCAAUUAAAUACUAUGAUAUUCAUCCACGAAUUCGUUCAUGGAAAAAAAGUUUAGAAAAAUGUAUUCGAUCGCGUGCUGAUCGUCAUAGGAUCGAUUAUAGAGAUUGCUACACUAUUCUAACUUUAUUUGGACUCCCCAGCCAUGUAAUUGAUAUGAAGAGAGAACAUGCUUUAGAAACUGCCAAAGCUAAACUGUUAGAAGAUUCUACAAAAGAAGAGUCAGCAACAGAUGCUCGUGGAGACGGUGAAGACGAAGAUGAGGAGGAAAAUGACGAUGAAGAAGAAGAGGAAGAAGAACGAAAGUCAGUCAAGGAAGAUGAACCUCCUAAAGACCCUACAUCAAAUACAGAGUGUGUUGGGGAUACACAUACGGAAUCGUCGUAG